GUUGAUGUGUCCUUGUGAGUCCUUGUGAGCCCAGCUCCAGCUGGGUCACAUUCUCUGUGCUCAAGGAGAGGGAAUAAAUGAUUCCAAUAUCAAUUUCCUAAAUUGAUACCUACCAAACAAGGCUGUUUUCUUUGCCUGAAGUGCUCUUCUUCCCUCAGAUAGGUACAUUGCCCCCUGUUUCUCUUCCUUGUAUCUGCAGAUACCACUUGCCAGAGAGGCUCUCUCUGACCCCCGAUAUAAUACAGCUCCUUCCAGCUUUGCCCCAGUCACCCUCUGUUUCUCUUACCCAGGUUUAUUUUUCCUCAUAGCAUUUAUCAUCAGCUGGUGAUAACUAACAUACACAUACAUGUUUGUUUUUGUCUCCCUCUCCCAAUGAAUUUGUAGAUUCUGUGAGAGCAGCGACUUAGGCUUGUUUUAUUCACUGUUAUAUUCCCAGUACUUAGAACAGUAUCUGGUGCGUAGUAGAUGCUCAGUAAAUCUGAUGACUGCAAAGUAGAAAAUAACCAAAAUUUACUGUCUUCUUGCCUUACAAUUUAACCUGCGUAAAUUGAAAAAUAUUUACAUCUACUAUGGGAAAUGGGUUUCACAUUGCCUGACAACUCCAGUUGCUUUUUGCUGCCUAGAGUGAGACUGGGGCUCCCUGGGAAAGAGAACCUUGAUUAUGCAGCAGUGGCUGCUGGGCCAGGAGAGAGGAGAGUCGGGAAAUAUGCAAAGUACUUGCCAUUCCUAAUGCAGCGAGGCACUGAAAAAUGGAUACAUUUUUCGCCUCCAUUCUUUUGUAGCUCUGGCUUGCUCUCCUUUGCCCCUGGGAAAUGUUGGUGGAUACUUGGGGUUAGGUUGGAAAGGCUUUCUGUUUACAGAAUGACAUAGAAACUAAUAAUUCUAUGGUUAAUAAGCAUGGCACAAAUGAGUCUCAUAGAAAUGUCAGAAUCCGACAGGACAUUGUAGGGGGCCAGUAUACUAGCUGCUGUUCCAUUGAAAAAUAAUCUUCAUUUGUUUAUCUAAUAUGGAAAAUUUUUCUUUGAAGUUAAUUAAAAAUGAUUUUAAACCUGUCUUUUUCUUCCUUCUAGAUUCUUUCUGAAAUCUGUUCAACUUUUUGAGCACUAUGAAUAACCACGUGUCUUCAAAACCAUCUACAAUGAAGCUAAAACAGACCAUCAACCCCAUUCUUUUAUAUUUCAUACAUUUUAUAGUAUCACUUUAUACUAUUUUAACAUAUAUUCCAUUUUAUUUUUUGUCUGAGUCGAGACAAAAAUCAAACCAAAUUAAAGCGAAGCCUGUAAAUUCAGAACCACAGUCUGCAUACAGAGCUGUAAACAGUUUGGGUGGUUUGGCUUCAGUUUUAUACCCUGGAUGCGAUACACUAGACAAAGUGUUUACAUAUGCGAAAAACAAAUUUAAGAAGAAGAGGCUUUUGGGAACACGUGAAAUUUUAACUGAGGAAGAUGAAGUGCAACCAAAUGGAAAAAUUUUUAAAAAGGUUAUUCUUGGACAGUAUAAUUGGCUCUCCUAUGAAGAUGUCUUCAUUCAAGCCCUUAAUUUUGGAAAUGGCUUACAGGUGUUGGGUCAGAAACCAAAGACCAACAUUGCUAUCUUCUGUGAGACCAGGGCUGAGUGGAUGAUCGCUGCACAAGCAUGUUUUAUGUAUAAUUUUCAGCUUGUUACAUUAUAUGCUACUCUAGGAGGUCCAGCGGUUGUUCAUGGAUUAAAUGAAACAGAGGUGACCAACAUCAUUACUAGUAAAGAACUCUUGCAAACAAAAUUGAAGGAUAUCGUUUCUUUAGUCCCACGCCUGCGGCACAUCAUCACUGUCGAUGGCAAACCACCUUCGUGGUCCGAGUUCCCCAAGGGUGUGAUUGUGCACACCAUGGCUGCAGUGCAGGCUCUGGGGGCCAACGCGAAUGUCGAAAACAAACCUCAUAGCAAACCACUACCCUCGGAUAUUGCAGUGAUCAUGUAUACAAGUGGAUCCACAGGACUUCCAAAGGGAGUCAUGAUCUCUCAUAGUAACAUUAUUGCUGGUGUAACUGGGAUGGCAGAACGGAUUCCAAGACUGGGACAGGAAGAUGUUUAUGUUGGCUAUUUGCCUCUGGCCCAUGUUCUAGAAUUAAGUGCUGAGCUUGUCUGUCUUUCUCAUGGAUGCUGCAUUGGCUACUCUUCACCACAGACUUUAGCCGAUCAGUCUUCAAAAAUAAAAAAAGGAAGCAAAGGGGAUACGUCUGUGUUGAAACCAACACUCAUGGCAGCUGUUCCGGAAAUCAUGGAUCGAAUAUACAAAAAUGUCAUGAAUAAAGUGAAUGAAAUGAGUAGUUUUCAACGCAAUCUGUUUAUUCUGGCCUAUAAUUAUAAAAUGGAACAGAUUUCAAAAGGGCAUAGUACUCCACUGUGUGACAGGUUUGUUUUCCGGAAAGUACGAAGCCUGAUAGGUGGAAAUAUUCGGCUUCUGUUGUGUGGAGGUGCUCCACUUUCUGCAACCACCCAGCGAUUCAUGAAUAUCUGUUUUUGCUGUCCUGUGGGGCAGGGAUAUGGCCUCACCGAAUCAGCUGGGGCUGGAACAAUUACAGAUGUGUGGGACUAUAAUACCGGCAGAGUGGGAGCACCAUUAGUUUGCUGUGAAAUCAAGUUAAAGAACUGGGAAGAAGGUGGAUACUUUAAUACUGAUAAACCACACCCAAGGGGUGAAAUUCUUAUUGGUGGCCAAAAUGUGACAAUGGGAUACUACAAAAAUGAAGCGAAAACAAAAAUCGAUUUCUUUGAAGAUGAAAACGGACAGAGAUGGCUCUGUACUGGAGAUAUUGGAGAGUUUGACCCUGAUGGUUGUUUAAAGAUUAUUGAUCGUAAAAAGGACCUUGUGAAACUUCAGGCAGGAGAGUAUGUUUCUCUUGGGAAAGUAGAAGCAGCUUUGAAGAAUCUCCCACUAAUAGAUAACAUUUGUGCAUAUGCAAACAGUUAUCAUUCUUAUGUCAUUGGAUUUGUUGUGCCAAAUCAAAAGGAACUAACAGAACUAGCUCGAAAGAAAGGACUUAAAGGCACUUGGGAGGAGCUGUGUAACAGUUGUGAAAUGGAAAAUGAGGUACUUAAAGUGCUUUCUGAAGCUGCUAUUUCAGCAAGUCUGGAAAAGUUUGAAAUUCCAGCAAAAAUUUGUUUGAGUCCUGAACCGUGGACCCCUGAAACUGGUCUAGUGACAGAUGCCUUCAAGCUAAAACGCAAAGAGCUUAAAACACAUUACCAGGCGGACAUUGAGCGAAUGUAUGGAGGAAAAUAAUGAUUCUUCCCGGCAUCAGUUGGCUACAGCGAGCGCAGAGCAAAUAGGAAAAUACUUGAAAUGCAUGUCUCAAACUGUGAGGCAAACUCCAUUCCUCAUAUUAAACCUAAACUGUUAUUUCUCAUGACAUCACCAUUUUUAACUGACAGAUUAGUAAAAUAUUAAGACAGCAAACUUGUGUCUGUCUCUUCUUUCUUUCCCCCUCCUCCAGUUCACUUUCCCACCUGUGUCUAUACUUGUCAGUGUGAGGAUCUUCUGGAAUCAUUGGGGAAGCAGUGAUUUUAAAACCAAGUUUUUAAACAUGAUUUAUAUGUUCUGUAUAAUGUUCAGUUUGUAACUUUUUAAAAGUUUGGAUGUAUAGAGGGAUAAAUAGGAAAUAAUAAAAAUUGGUUAUUUGGGGGGCUUUUUUACUUAAACAGUAUUUAAAAAUAAAAGGAUAUUGAUGUGAAAUUAUGUAAAUUUCAAAUGCUUGUGAAUCAAAUCAUUGUUGAACAAAAGAUUUGUUGCUAUGUAAUUAUUGUCUUGUAUGCAUUUGAGAGAAAUAAAUAUGCCCAUACUUAUGUUUUAA
Trichechus manatus latirostris (Florida manatee) is the source of this 3833-nucleotide messenger RNA. RefSeq names its product acyl-CoA synthetase long chain family member 3 (gene ACSL3). Gene Ontology annotation, biological process: long-chain fatty-acyl-CoA metabolic process; long-chain fatty acid metabolic process; neuron differentiation. The record is from RefSeq and is a predicted model, not a curated record. Gene Ontology annotation, cellular component: endoplasmic reticulum; plasma membrane; lipid droplet. The transcript has 14 exons. NCBI's taxonomy places the organism in Eukaryota, Metazoa, Chordata, Mammalia, Sirenia, Trichechidae. Bases 1106 to 3265 code for a protein of 719 amino acids. Gene Ontology annotation, molecular function: long-chain fatty acid-CoA ligase activity.